AUGGAACCGUUGUCGUUGUUUGGUAGUUAUCAUCCAAUACAUGAUAGUAAUAUAUUAAUUGCACAGAUUGUGAACGAUUUAACAGGUGUAAAACAACAAGAUGCUGAUGAAAAACUUUAUUUUCAUUCAUUAAAUAAUCGUCUUGAAGAUUUACUUGAUUAUUUAUACGAUUUGAAAUCAGAAAAUAAAAAUCUAAACAAUGAUCUUAAGACAUUAAUCACCAAUGGGAGUUUGGUUGAAGAAAAUUGUGGAUCUCUUUUUCAAGAACUUGAUAGUAUGAUACUAUAUUUAUCAGAAGAAAAUCAUCGUAAAAUAAUUGAAGAAGUUGAAAUCAAAAGUUUUGAUGAACAAACAAAAUUAACAAAUCGUAUUCAAACUAGUUUUCUUGAUAUAAUAAAUUCAUAUAAUGAAAAGCAUAAAACGUUAUUUUAUUUAAUCAAUCAAUUAGAUCAUGAUUUAAACGAAAUUCAUCUGGGACUUGGUAUAUGUAAUGAUCAAAUAAAAUCUUAUGGUGAUGAUUAUCGAGAAGAAUCAAUUCGAUUUUCUUGUUAUCUAUCAGAAUGGACACAAAUGGCAUUAGAUAGACAAACUUUAUUAAAUGAAAUUCAAUUACUUAAAGAGCAUUAUAAUCUUCGGUUACGAUAUUAUCAAGAAGAAAUUAAUGAAUGGAAUCGUUUAUUAAACAGUUUAUUGCAAGAGUCAAGACAUUUUUAUCAGAAUUCUCUAGAAACAAUGCAACAACAAUUACAAAUCGACUAUGAACAAAUGCUUAAAGAGCAACAAAUGCAUGUCGAAAUAGUUUUGACAAGAAAAUUUACAAGCAUAUCAAAUAAAAUUUAUAUGAAUUUAGAUGAACGACAAUAUCAAGAACAUAUUCUACAUUUUGAGAAUCUUCUUGGUGAACAUACAAAAGAAUAUGGCAGUCUUGAAUCUGAUUAUCGAAUAUUAGCUGAGAAAAUUCAACACAAACGAUGGGCAUUAGUAGAUCUUGAAAAUCAAGCAAAAAUAGAAGCACUGAAACGUACCGAGCAAUAUGCUCGUCUUGAACAUGAUAUUAAUUUAGCACUUGCAGAAUACUAUGAAUUAAAAGAUCAACUAGAUCAAUUAGCUUAUACAAUUCGUUUUGAUAUUGGUCAGGAAUUAAAAAUCUAUGAAGUAUUAUUAAAUUCUUUAUAUCGGAAAGAGAAUGAUUGCUUGUCUCAAAAUGGAUCAAAUCUUUCUCAACUGCAUAGACCCAGUAUUACAAGAACUGCUGAUAUUGAUCAUACACUAGAUUAUCGACAUCCAUCUAUGUUGAGUGAUAAUAUUUCAAUAACAUUGGAUGAAAAUAUUAAUCGUGAUCAGUAUGAAAAUCAGAAAAAUACAAUUGACCAAAAUCAAAUGGUAAAAAUGCCAACAACACGAACAUUUGCACAUGAGAUGAGCGAACACCAACAAAAGUGUAUGAGUAUGAAUCAAAACGAUCAAGGAUCACUUGAACUUGACGAAAAUUAUGUGCAAAGUAUAGUGCACUAUAAACGUAAAUACAAAGGAAAAAUUAUUAUUAAAAUUGCUAAUGUUCAAGGUGGUUUUGUUGAAAUUGAAAAUAUAGGCAAUCGUCUACAAAACCUUACUGGAUGGUUUAUUGAACGCGUAGUUGAUGGCCGACGUAUUAGUUAUACAUUUCCUGAAUUUCAGCUUGGUUCUAAUAAAACCGUUCGCAUUUACGGAAAGAGUUAUUAUCAAAAUUCAUUAUCAACUGCAAAUGAUUCUGAUUUUCAACUUAUUGCAACAAACUUUUAUGAUUGGGAUACAGGACAACAUAUACGCACGGAAUUAUUCAAUCGUAAUCAUAUUGUCAGAGCGCUAUUUGAACAAACAGCAGAUGAUUAA
Molecule: messenger RNA, 1872 nt
Organism: Rotaria socialis
Lineage: Eukaryota; Metazoa; Rotifera; Eurotatoria; Philodinida; Philodinidae
Source: the annotation of a GenBank genome assembly